GUGGGCUGCUAAAGAUUCAUUGAUCGAUAAAGAUCAUUUAAAUUUACUUCCCUUGUAUUAUUAUUAUUUAUUAUACAUAUAUAUAAGAUCUCAAAUUCUCCCACUUGAUACUGACACAUUCAUUUGAAAUGUAUGAAGGAAGGCGUUUUGAGUAUUCUAAAAAAUUACACAUCAUGUAUUUUAUUGUUAACAUUAUUCUGAUGAGUAUUUGUGUAACAUCAGGGCAGUCUAAUGUCUCAUCAUCUACUGAUACUGUACCCCUUACCACCACCGAGGAAAAAUCUACUCCUGAAUUAACUACACUAGCACCAACCACUACUACAACAACAAUAACGACGACGACAACAACAACAGUGACUGAGCUAUCAACCAACGCUCCUGAUACAACAAAGGCAACUGAAGGUGAUAACUCAAAAGAGAACAAAACUGUCGUUGAAACAUCAGGCACCUCAGAAGUUAAUCAAACUCCUGAGACAACAGAAGAAACCAAACAAGUGAAAGAUGAAUCAUCCAAUACAAAUAAUCCUCCUCCUGGGAUUUUAUCACCUUCACAUAAAAUCGGUGAGGGGAAACCAUCAAAAGUGAUGGCAGGUGAAGAGAAGAUAGUAAAUGAAGCUCAGCCUGUCAGUUCAAAUAUGGAGUCAAAGAAUGAAGUACAACCGAAAGAAGAAGAAGACGAAGAAGCAGAAGAAACAGAUAAACAAACAUCCGAUGAGAGUAAUAAUAAGAAGAGUGAAGAAAAAGAAGUUUCAAACAAAUUAGGCGGUAAGCAAACUGCCAGUAAGGCAGUAGCUUCAGGUUUAUCAAGUUCAGAUAAUCCUAAAAUAGUAAAAGGUGCAUCUAUUACUAAUAAUGGUAUUUCAACAAUACAACAAAACUAUGCCAUGAUACAAUUGUUAUUAAGCGUGUUUACAAUGUUGUUAGUUUAUUGAUUACUGCUACUCUCAUACUGGUACUUGUACCACCACCAUUAUUACUGCUACUACUACUACUACUACUAUUAAUACUACUCACAACUACAACCACAACAAAAUUCCGUUGACUGUUGACAUUCAUAGAAUUCAUAAAUAUAUACAUAACACUUUCUUGUAAUUAAAAUAUAUUUAUUAUUAUUAUUAUACAUUUAUGUUCUCUGUCAAUUAUUAAUGUCCUAUGGGUUUGAUUAUUAUCACUAUUACUACUGUUAUUAUCAUUCCGAUUAUCAAACCGUACCAUCAGCCAUCCUUAUUCUUAUUGAAAUUAAUUCUGUUGAAUAAUUUGUAAACUUUAUUGAUCCAAAUACAUUCAGAUAAAACCCUAUGCUUUUCAUUCAUUCACUCGUUCAUUUAUUCAGGCAUUAAGUUUACUGUGUUUGUUAUCCAACUUUUCUCGCCUACGUUUUGGGGUGUGUGUGUGUGUCUACGUGUGAUCUUUUGCCUUUUUUCUUCUGUUUUGUAGUUUUUAAACUAAAUAACUAACUCACUAACUGAUUGUUACUCAUUCAUUCAUUCAUUGUCAUUCGAUAAAAUAUUUUUUCUGUUUACAAAACUUUCACAUAUAUACCAUAUAGAAUAAAU
Molecule: messenger RNA, 1556 nt
Organism: Trichobilharzia szidati
Lineage: Eukaryota; Metazoa; Platyhelminthes; Trematoda; Strigeidida; Schistosomatidae
Source: the annotation of a GenBank genome assembly